Molecule: messenger RNA, 2336 nt
Organism: Dunckerocampus dactyliophorus (ringed pipefish)
Lineage: Eukaryota; Metazoa; Chordata; Actinopteri; Syngnathiformes; Syngnathidae
Exons: 7
Coding region: 129-1124 (331 amino acids)
Source: RefSeq, a predicted model, not a curated record
UUGUCAGUCAUAGCCUGUGUCAUUGCCUCCAGGAAGUUGAAAACUGUUGCUAUUCCUAACCUUUAAUUUUGUGACAACAAUACCUAUUUAAGUCUGUAUUUAUUACAGUUUAGCUAUUAUUUAAAAAAAUGGAAAUGCCAGAGUACGUCACAACCAUAAAGGAAUUCGUGGAGGCGCACGCCGUCGGUCUCACCGUUGCAUUUGUUGCAGGGACAAGCCUGCUGGCCUUGCGCAGGUGGCUGGCAGGGGGAGUGUGUCGGAGCAAGGCCAGGUUGGAUGGGAAAACAGUUCUUAUCACAGGAGCCAACACCGGCAUUGGGAAGGAGACGGCCCUGGAUUUGGCACGACGAGGGGCCCGAGUGAUCCUUGCCUGCAGAGACCUAACUAAAGCCCACCUGGCAGCUGAUUCCAUCCGUCAGAAAAGCGGGAACGGAAACGUGGUGGUGAAGCGACUGGACCUCGCCUCCCUUAAGUCGGUCAGAGACUUGGCCAAAGACGUCCAGAUGACUGAGCAACGCUUGGACAUCCUCAUCAACAACGCAGGUAUCAUGAUGUGUCCCAAGUGGAAGACUGAAGACGGCUAUGAGAUGCAAUUUGGCGUCAACCAUCUGGGACAUUUCCUCCUCACCAACCUUCUUGCCGACAUGCUGAAAAGGUCCGCUCCGAGUCGAAUCGUCAUUGUCUCCAGCCUGGCGCACGAAAAAGGUCACAUCCACUUCGACGACAUCAACCUGGAUCAAGACUACCAACCCGACGUGAGCUACCGGCAAAGCAAGCUGGCCAAUGUGCUCUUCUGCAGAGAGCUGUCUUCCAGACUGCACGGCACCGGGGUGACAACGUACAGCCUCCACCCCGGCGUCGUCCGCACUGAGCUGGCCCGCCACAUGUUCCCGACUGUGGCCCUGUGGAAGAGGAUUCUAGCCAUGCCCUUUUUGAUGAUGAUCAAAAGUCCCUGGGAAGGAGCUCAGACUACAAUCUUCUGCGCUGUGGACGAGAGUCUGACCAACGCCAGCGGACUGUACUACAGUGACUGUGCUGUAAAGACUCCUGCCCCAGCGGUACUGGAUGAUGCUGUAGCCAAACGACUGUGGGUCCUCAGCGCCUCCAUGGUUGGCCUGGUUUGAAAUCAGCAGCCUGCUGCACCUCCAUUGAUACUGCAGAGGCAACCAGGCAAUGACUGGAUGAAGGCAAGGUGCUGAAUUAUGUGGCCUUUUUUUUUUUUUAAAUUUGACCUUAAAGUGACGUAUUUGCACUCCCCGUUUGCACUGUCUGUAAUCUAUGAAAGUAUUAGGGUCACACUGAAAAGAAAAAAAAAACUGUCUGGGGAGGGAAAAAUGUUGCAAUAUUGCGAAAUGAGGUGAAAAAAAUACAUAAAAAAGAUGAAAUUGAUAUUACAAUGAGUAUGGAGCAAUAUUACAGAAUAAAUCACGUUGUGAGUAAAGUACAAGAAUCAUCUCAUAAUAUUACUGAAAACGUUUUUGUGGGAAAACAUUUGAUUAUACACCAAAAUUCUUACAUUAUUAAUAAUUUAAGAGAAGGUAAUUUAUAUGACUAGAAAAAAACGUACAUUUUUUUACUUGAAUAAGGAUGUAAUUUUAUGCAAACAAAGUCAAAGUCAUAAUACUUAUGACUACUUUUGGGAUUAUUGUGAUUUCUUCUCAAAUAAAUGGCAUCUUUUUCACAAAUUUGAUUUGACUUUUUUUGUUUAAAAUCACAACUAUAUUCCAUUAACAUUACAAGUCUUUAUUCUCAUAAUAUUAGGAUUUCCUCUCAUAUUUUUGCUUCUUUCAGUGUGACCCCUACCAAUCCUUCAUCCUUUUGAGGUAAAUUGCGCUGAUGUCUUGUUUAUUGCUGUGAUAUCGUGUUGUGACUAGAAGGUCACAUUUUCUCAUCAGCUGCUGUACUCUUGAUUAACUAAAAUGCAAGCCAUGCAUUACCUGUCGAUGAAAUGAUGCACCAACAGUACUGUUAGAGUAUGUCUAUGCAGUCAUCAAGAUUUAAAAAAAAACAUGCAGGGAAGACCGCAUUUAUUUGGGAGAUUGUUAGUGUGAAGGGAUUUUAUUGUAUAAGUGGCGUAGUGAUUUUUGUGUUGUAUCUGACAGAGCAUCAUAAAACACACCAAGUACAAUUUAAGUAGCUGUAAGUACCGUCAUAAAAAUUUGGCUCGUUUUUGCACCAGUGAUCGCCCUACAGUUGUGAAGUGCAAUUUAUUUUUAAGCCACAAAUACAAAUGGACAGCCCUGAAAGUGCAAUAUUAAAGCCAUGUUUAGAAGUCAUCGUACUGUAAUAAAUAUGUAAUAAACUGACAAUGUCUGCUCAUUUUAACGAGUGCUCCA